This is a messenger RNA of Gymnogyps californianus (California condor), 3061 nucleotides long. RefSeq names its product glucosaminyl (N-acetyl) transferase 4 (gene GCNT4). The record is from RefSeq and is a predicted model, not a curated record. The transcript has 4 exons. Gene Ontology annotation, cellular component: membrane. Lineage: Eukaryota; Metazoa; Chordata; Aves; Accipitriformes; Cathartidae. Gene Ontology annotation, molecular function: acetylglucosaminyltransferase activity. The coding region runs from base 256 to 1653 and encodes 465 amino acids.
CUAAUCGCAUCACGCCCAGACAGACGCAUCAUUAAGCAGAUGACACGCAAUAAUGUUGUCCCUGCUACUUCUGUACAUCCGACUUCAUACGCGCUUGAAACGCCGAUAAAGGUGAAGGCUGCAGGCACCGGCAGGAUGGAGCAGACACCAGGACUUUGUUCAAACACCGAGCCAGCCGUGUCUGUGUUGAUCUUCUGGGGCAGAGCGUCCUAAAGAGCUCCACGAGGGGAAGAGACCACAGCAAACUCCAGGAGAAUGAAGAGACGCAAGUGUCCCUACAAAUGUCACUCACGAAGGAAGAUCCUGAUCCUGUGUGUUACAGGGUGGCUGAUUGCACUGCUGAAGCUCCUCCAUGUCGAAAGACACUUUUUUCCCUCUAAGGGUAUUUAUUUGGUUGAGCACUUCUUGAGCACUUCUUCUUACGUUAGAAACAGGUAUUCCUACCUUAGAAAUGAGUUCCAGUAUGAAAUUAAUUGUUCAUCUAUAUAUGAACAAGAUCCCCAUGAAAUUGGCAAGAGUUUAGAGAUAAGAAGAAAAGAGAUAAUUGAUUUAGCUGAUGAAGAUGUCAUAGCAAUGACAAGUGCUUGCCACGUGUAUCGUUCACUUAGGAAAUACCACCUAAAACCUGUCUCUCCAGAGGAGGAGAGUUUUCCAAUCGCCUAUUCUUUGGUUGUUCACAAAGAUGCAGUAAUGGUAGAGAGGCUCAUACAUUCACUGUACAGUCAUCAAAAUAUUUACUGCAUCCAUUAUGACCAAAAAGCAGCAAAAAGUUUCAAAUCUGCUAUGAACAAUCUAGCUAAAUGUUUCCCCAAUAUUUUCAUUGCAUCAAAAUUGGAGACAGUGGACUAUGCACAUAUUUCACGGCUGCAGGCAGAUUUCAAUUGUUUGUCUGAUUUGAUGGACUCAUCAGUUCCCUGGAAGUAUGUUAUUAAUUUGUGUGGCCAAGAUUUCCCUUUGAGGUCAAAUUUUGAGUUGGUCGCUGAACUGAAGAAACUCGGUGGAGGAAACAUGCUGGAAACUAUAAAGCCAAGCAGUAGCAAAAGAGAACGAUUUACUUAUCACUAUGAACUUAUGAAAGUGCCUUAUGAAUACAUGCAGAUGCCUGUAAAAACCAACAUUUCCAAAAAUCCGCCACCUCAUAAUAUUGAGGUAUUUGUAGGCAGUGCCUAUUUUGUUUUAAGCCGAGCAUUUAUUCAAUAUACCCUUGAAAGCUCUCUUGCAAAAGAUUUUUUCGAGUGGUCAAGGGAUACAUACUCUCCGGAUGAACAUUUCUGGGCCACUCUUGUACGUGUUCCUGGGGUCCCUGGGGAAGUUCCAAGGUCAGCCCAGGACAUAACAGACCUACAAAGCAAAACUCGUCUGGUGAAAUGGAAUUAUCUUGAAGACCAUUUGUAUCCUCCCUGCACUGGUACCCACCUUCGCAGUGUCUGCAUCUAUGGGGCCGCAGAAUUAAGAUGGCUUCUGAAUUAUGGGCACUGGUUCGCCAACAAGUUUGAUUCCAAAGUAGACCCUGUCCUGGUAAAAUGCUUGGCAGAAAAACUGGCAGAACAACAGAAAGAGUAUGAAACAAAGACCUCUGUAUCUGCUACCUCAGGAAAACUGGAAGUGCCCAGCUCACGGACAAAACCAAGAGAUCAGCGUGACACCAAAUGAGCCGUGUGGCCUCACCUGAACUUCCCGUCUGUGGGAGCUAACAAAGAUCUUUGCAAUGUGAAUAUGACUGGAUGAUACAAGGGAAAGAAGAUCCUUAGAUACCGCAUUGUCUGUAGCAUCGUUCUCUUCUCCCAGUUCAUCUGUGCAUUGCUUUUCCUUCUGUGAAGCGUGUGCUCAGGUGCCGUGCCAUGCCUAUGAAAUCGGUGGUGGUUGGUUGAAACAGAAUUACGCACUGUUGUUCUUCAAAGGCAGUAUACGAACGUGCCCUAAGGGCAGUCUCCGCCGUCCCUUAGAGUAGAUAUCCACGCCAAAAGAGGUUGAUCUUCAUUUCUAUCUCUGCCCGUAGAAAUAUCCUCCUGUGAAAUCCCAGUCCUUUUGAGACAGUAUGUCUACACAGUGGAUAACAAGUGCUAUUUCUAAUUAGUGUUCAGCAACGUGGUGCUACGUUGAAAUGCCAAACAUGUGAAGUCGAGCGGUAAUCAUAAGAAUAGCCAUAUUGCAGAAAUGAAGGCGCUGUGUAGAAGCGUCUUUCUGUGCAAGUCUCGUGGCCUUGCGCCACCACGAUCCCAGGCUGACGGGUGCCUGAGCAGGCCCUGUUUCGGCUGUCGAGCAACUGUUCUCCAACAGCCUCUGCUUCCCAUGGCCCUGCCAGGCCUCCUGGUAGCAAAGCAGCCUGGGAGCCUCCUCGCAGCUGGGCUCCCCACACUACAGCGUGAGGGAGGUGUUUGUUAGCGCAGAGGUCUCUGCAGAAACUCUUGCAACUCAGAAAUGCCUCUUGGCAUUCUGGGGAUUUCUCUGGAACGUUGCUCUGCCACAAGUUCAGUUUCGGUCAUUCCAGUGGACCCUGGGGUCUAGCUUGCUCCGUGCCGCUGUCCUCUUUUUACCCAUCUGGCUUUUAUUAAGGAGCCUCUUCCUACAAGUGACUUUGGGAUAUCUAGUCUUAUCAAUCCACAAAUUGCUGCAAUAACAACCAUGUCUUGUACCCAUGAGAAAUCUUUGUUUCUUAUUUGAGUUGAAAGAACCGAGUCUUUUUUUGGUCUCAGUUUUUGUUUAUAAAUUUAGUCAUGGUCAAGUCAUCUGUGGCUUAAGAUUGUGUUUGAGAGUCAGGAGUUUCGGGCCUUUUUCCCCAUUCAUGAUACUGAUUUCCUAUGAGACCUCAGACAAGUCAUUUGAGUUUUCUGUUUCAGCUGUUCUAGCUGUAAAAUGGGAACAAUGAUGUUCUAUUAUCUUGCUAAGCACUUCAAAACCUAUGGGUGUUGUGGGUUGGUUGCACAGAACUAAUUGCUUAUCAAAGUAUUUAUGGAGUCUGUGGACGCACAGGUCAAGUAUUUCUUUGAUGUACUGUUUCUGAAAUAAAUGAGUAUUAUUUUUAAAGUGUGUGUGGCUUACUUCAGUGAGUUGCCGUGUC